Effrenium voratum is the source of this 515-nucleotide messenger RNA. The record is from the annotation of a GenBank genome assembly. Lineage: Eukaryota; Dinophyceae; Suessiales; Symbiodiniaceae.
AGAAAGCUGAGAGCCUUAUGCUAUGAGCAGGCAAGAGGCAAUGCAGAAGACUGUUUCAGGAUGGUUGAUGAUUUGCAUGACGAGGUGAACAACGCACUUCGACAGCUAUGGUCAGCUGUGAACAGAGUAGACGACAGAGUGGAAGAACAAGUGCGGAGAUCCGAAGAAGAAUCGGCAGAUGUUUGGCGACACAUUCGUUCUGUUGAAUCUGUGUGGGCGAUGAUGGAAAUGGCCCGAUAUGAGGAAUAUGAUGAAGUUCCCGAGCCCGAGGAACGCUACGAUGUUUCGGAAGGUGGAGAAUCUGGAUCAGAGGUCUCAAACUCAUCAGGAGCAGAGACUUCAGCUCCAACUUUGAGGAGGAGACGUCCAAAUGCUGAUAGUGAAGAUGAGGAGUUGUGAUAUUCAGAUGCGUGCGAAAAGCGUGAGCCGGUUUUCACUGAUGGCUUAGAUUGCAAUGUACAGCAUAAGCCACCAACCUGAUGGCACUACGCCAACAGGCUUUUGCGUUUCAUGCC